AUGGAUCGAUGGAUAAUUUCGAAUUUUAUUCCUUGGGCAACCAAUGAAUGUCGAUCUACUCUAAUUCAUCAAGAUUCUGAUCGUGGUUUAGUAGAUACAGAAGAUUCCAUCAAUCUUGCUUUACAAGCCUUUUUAUCUUCUUUAUCUGCUUUGAUCGAUAUGCGUCGUCCUCAAGACAAAUAUCCGGAUGCACGACGAUACAAACGACAGAUACAUUUACAUGUGGGUCCGACCAAUAGUGGCAAGACUCAUUCUGCUUUACGUGCGCUACAUGGUGCACAUACUGGGGUAUAUGCUGGUCCACUCCGAUUACUUGCCCACGAGGUCUUCACACGGAUGAAUAAGGGUCAGAUCGCACACGAUUUAGCUCCAAGGGCAUGUAACUUGGUCACAGGUGAAGAACAGAGGACAGUAGAGAUAGCCGCAGGAUUGGUAAGCUGUACCGUUGAAAUGUUAUCACCGCAUCAGUACUAUGAUGUAGUAGUGAUUGAUGAGAUCCAAAUGAUUGGAGACAUUUAUCGUGGUGAUGCUUGGACACAAGCUGUAUUAGGAACUCAAGCAAAAGAACUUCAUUUAUGUGGUGAAGAAAGUGUGAUUGAAUUGAUUCGAAAACUAUCAAUAGAUUGUGGUGAUGAAUUUAUUCUUCAUGAAUAUCAACGUCUUACACCUUUAAAAGUAUCAGAGCAAAGUUUAAAAGGUGAUUUAAGUCAAAUUCAAAAAGGUGAUUGUGUGGUGACUUUUAGUAGGAAUAAUAUUUAUGCUAUUAAAAAGUUGAUUGAAGAACAAACUGAUUUAAGAGUCGGAAUGGCUUAUGGUGGUUUACCUCCUGAAGUUAGAGAACGUGAAGCUAGAAUGUUUAAUCUGGGAUCAGAAAUCGAAGGUGAAGGUGGUUAUGAUGUCUUGGUUGGAAGUGAUGCGAUUGGAAUGGGUCUUAACCUAAAAAUCAAGCGUGUGAUCUUCGAGGCUUUGUAUAAAUUUGACGGUCAAAGAGAAGUAACUCUUAGUACAUCCCAAAUUAAACAGAUAGGCGGCCGAGCAGGAAGAUUCGGCAUCUUACCCACCAAAGUGAAAUCAGAAUCCAAUCAAUCUUCGGAAGGCGAGCCUAUCACUCAAUGCGUAGGCGAGGUUGCUACCCUCCAAGAAUCUGAAAUGCCUUUACUUCGAAAAUGUAUGGUUGCACCCUUUGAGCCUAUCACUCAGGCAGUCAUCAAAGCACCCUUUGAGACUGUACAAGGAUUGGCUCGAAUGGUACCACCAGGCGUUCGAUUUUCAACCUUGCUUAACCUUCGUCGAACACUUACGGUCACAUCACCGAUUUUCGCUAUCGGAGAUGAAAACAAUGCAGCUGGUAUUGCGGACUUAUUAGAAGAUAUCACGAAUCUUAGUUUAGCAGAACGAGAUUUAUUUUGUAGUGCACCUGCCAGCUCUCGUAAUCCGGUAGCUAUGACAGCGCUUCGAAGUUGGGCAACUGCUCAUUCAAAACGUAAAUUAGGAAACUUAUCUGAAAUUAAAACUGAACCUAUUAAUGAAAAAAAAUCAAAAUCAAAAGAGAAAUUAGAUCAACAAAGUUUAUUUAGACUUGAAAGUUUACAUAAAUGUUUAGUAUUAUAUCUUUGGUUAGGAUUUCGAUUACCUGAAACUUUUACAUUUAUGAAGCUUUGUACAGAUUUGAAACUUAAAAGUGAAGAUGCUCUUGCACUUGGUUUAAAUUCACUUGGUCAUCGUCAUCGUCGUCACGGACAAAAUUUGGUAAAUGAAGUUUCUACUUUAGAAACUGAGAUUAAUCAUGAUUUGGAUCCAUCAUCUAGUAGCAGUUCUUGUCAUGUUUGA
This is a messenger RNA of Melampsora larici-populina 98AG31, 1830 nucleotides long. RefSeq lists its product as uncharacterized. The record is from RefSeq and is a predicted model, not a curated record. Gene Ontology annotation, cellular component: mitochondrial degradosome. Gene Ontology annotation, biological process: RNA catabolic process; mitochondrial RNA 3'-end processing. Gene Ontology annotation, molecular function: ATP binding; RNA helicase activity; hydrolase activity, acting on acid anhydrides. The coding region runs from base 1 to 1830 and encodes 609 amino acids. Lineage: Eukaryota; Fungi; Basidiomycota; Pucciniomycetes; Pucciniales; Melampsoraceae. The transcript is spliced from 3 exons.